Mycotypha africana is the source of this 549-nucleotide messenger RNA. Its product is annotated as cytochrome b5-like heme/steroid binding domain-containing protein. NCBI's taxonomy places the organism in Eukaryota, Fungi, Mucoromycota, Mucoromycetes, Mucorales, Mycotyphaceae. Gene Ontology annotation, cellular component: endomembrane system; membrane. The record is from RefSeq and is a predicted model, not a curated record. The transcript is spliced from 3 exons. Bases 88 to 420 code for a protein of 110 amino acids.
CCACUUUGCUUCUAUUGCUUUUGUCUUUCUUUUUCCUAUUAUUAAUACAAAUCCAUUGAGUACUCUUUUACUUUUCCUGGUAUCAUAAUGGCAACCGCAGAACCCAAGGCUACUCCUAUCACUGUUUCUGAACUCGCUAAGCACGAUGGUUCCGAUCCCUCGUUACCUAUUUAUGUAGCAAUCAAAGGUGAUGUAUUCGAUGUAUCCAAGAAUACUGCUUCCUAUGGCCCCGGUGCCGGUUACAAUGUCUUUGCUGGAAAGGAUUCAUCGAAGGCUCUUGGUAUGUCAUCUUUGAAGCCUGAAGACUGUGUUGGAGAUUAUAGUGGAUUAACAGAAAAGCAAAUGGAGACAUUAAAUCAAUGGCAUGAAUUCUUUUCAAAGAGAUACAAUAUCGUUGGAAAGGUUGUUCCUGAUAACUAAGGAUAUGCUUUCUGCAGUAGGAUUGAAAAGGGCUACUUUUUUUUUCAUCUAUUAUAUUUAUUUUCUUUAACAUAACAUUGCAGUACUUCUAAGCAGCAUGACCAAUAAAGGAAAAGAAAAAUUACGAGA